Molecule: messenger RNA, 912 nt
Organism: Alternaria atra
Lineage: Eukaryota; Fungi; Ascomycota; Dothideomycetes; Pleosporales; Pleosporaceae
Exons: 4
Coding region: 1-912 (303 amino acids)
Molecular function (GO): protein binding
Source: RefSeq, a predicted model, not a curated record
AUGGAAAACGGAGGCUACGGCCAAAGAUCGUCGGGCUUCAGCCUGGGUCGCAUCAUUGGAGAUCCCUUUGCGCUGGCCACCAUAUCUAUUGGCAUUCUCGCCUGGAUCAUCGCCUUUGUCAGCUCCAUAAUAUCUGCUAUUCACGGUGGCUUCCCCAACUUCGCGUGGUGGACGCUGGUCUUCAUGUUCUUCUGCAUCACAGGUGUCACCGUCACAGUCGCCUCGGAUGCUGAGAGGACGUACCAUGUUGCGAUUGUGGGCUUUCUUGCCGCUGGCCUGGUCUUCACUACCUCAUCCGUAAACUCCCUCGUCUACUCCCCCGUCGCUCCCUUUGAAGCCGCGGCAGCCGGUUACAUCCUCCUCUCCAUGAUCGCCAUUGUCUGGAUCUUCUACUACGGCUCCCAACCCCAAGCCAGCCACCGCACCUUCGUCGACUCCUACGCCCUCCACAAAGAGCACCCAGGCUCCCGCUCCUCGCGCCCCAUAUCCAACGGCUACACCAACCGCCCGGAAACCCAAAACGCCAACAUUCCCCCGCAAAUGUACACGUCCGCCCAACUAAACGGUUUCGAAACCUCGUCCCCGGUAUCCGGCUACCCAGGCGGUCCCGCAGGUGCCAACGGUCGCAAUUCGUCUGCUCCGCAAUUUGGCGGCGGCAUGAGCAUGAAUGGCAAUAACAACACUAUGACGCCUACAAAUGACGAGCAACAGAAUCCGGAGCAGAACAUUGAGUAUCCGUACCGUGCAAAGGCGAUUUACAGCUACGAAGCCAACCCCGACGACGCAAAUGAGAUUAGCUUCCAGAAACAUGAUAUCCUGGAGGUUAGCGAUGUUAGUGGGAGGUGGUGGCAGGCUAAGAAACCGAACGGGGAGACGGGAAUUGCGCCGAGCAACUACCUUAUCUUGUUAUAG